AUGGGGCGCGUGACACCCGGGGGUAAAAAGCCAUCCCCCCUCUGGGGUCCUGAGCGCCAGCCCUCCGCACGCCUGUGUGUCUCCCCCCCACCUCCACCCCCACCCCAGAUGCUGUCCCUUCACACCGGGGUAGGAUCCAGAAGUGAAACUGCUCCGGGUCACAGCCCAGCGCCGCCGCUGCGCCCCGCCCCGCCCUUCGGGGCACUGCAGCCCCGCAGGAUCUCCCAGGGCUCAGGCGACUGCCGGGAGGAAACUGGGGGAGGGGAAGGGGAAGUGCCCCGAGGGGCAGUCUGCAGAGCGCGGCCUUCUCUCCUGGGGGUGCCCGCGCGUAACCACGAGUGGGAACCUCGAGAGGCGUCGACCUGCGCAGCGGGAGCCAAGGGGCGGCGCCUGCACUUUCCGCCACGGCCACUGGGUGUCACUGCCGCCACGCGCCCGAGAGGCUCGGGCGCCGUCAGGAGGCGGGGGCGCGGGUCCCGGGGAACCAGAGCGCCCCGCCCGCGGCGCCCACCAGGUCCUGCCCGGCCUUCGCCGUUGAGGCCCCGAGAAGCUUGGCUGCGGCGCUCAGGCCUCCCUCCCCGCCUGGCGUCCGGAGGCCCCCCACGCAGCCCACCAACUGGAGUGAAGAACAACCUAACUCCGUGCCCCGCGACGAACGGGCCCACGGCUGUGGCGCCACGCGAGCCUCCUUCCUUGGGGACCGGGGACCGAAGCGCGUACUCUGCGGCCCCCGAGCGCGCCCCCUGGAGAAGCGGGCCGGACUUACCCCGCGCCCGCAGCCCCUAG
Molecule: messenger RNA, 786 nt
Organism: Enhydra lutris kenyoni (northern sea otter)
Lineage: Eukaryota; Metazoa; Chordata; Mammalia; Carnivora; Mustelidae
Product: proline-rich protein HaeIII subfamily 1-like
Exons: 1
Coding region: 1-786 (261 amino acids)
Source: RefSeq, a predicted model, not a curated record